Labeo rohita (rohu) is the source of this 1219-nucleotide messenger RNA. RefSeq names its product protein tyrosine phosphatase mitochondrial 1 (gene ptpmt1). The record is from RefSeq and is a predicted model, not a curated record. Gene Ontology annotation, molecular function: phosphatidylinositol-4,5-bisphosphate 5-phosphatase activity; phosphatidylglycerophosphatase activity; protein tyrosine/serine/threonine phosphatase activity. NCBI's taxonomy places the organism in Eukaryota, Metazoa, Chordata, Actinopteri, Cypriniformes, Cyprinidae. Bases 126 to 677 code for a protein of 183 amino acids. The transcript is spliced from 4 exons. Gene Ontology annotation, biological process: protein dephosphorylation.
AGGAUUUGUAACAGGCGUCGAAGAAAAAACUCGUCUCUAUUAUGUUUGGUUAUGUAGGAGUAGUGAGAAUGAAACUCAAGUGACACGUUUGAAGUUGUACGUGUCGGUCGUUUACAUGAGGAACGAUGUCGAGUUACCUAGCAAGGAUUUUAUUUUAUCCCACACUCGCUUACAAUGUUGUCAUGGAAAAGAUCACUUCCAGGCAAUGGUAUAACCGCGUGGACCAUACUGUCAUUCUUGGUGCGCUUCCAUUCAGGUCAAUGACAGAUGAGUUGGUCCAACAAGAGAAAGUCAGGGGAGUUAUUACUAUGAAUGAAGAAUAUGAGACAAAAUAUUUCUGCAAUUCAUCUGAGGAGUGGCGAGCUGUUGGCGUUGAGCAGGUCAGACUCAGCACAGUGGACCUGACAGGUGUUCCCAGCCUAGAGCACAUUCACAAGGGUGUGGACUUUGCCUUGAAACACCGAGAGCAAGGCACCAGUGUCUAUAUUCACUGUAAGGCUGGCCGCUCACGCAGUGCAACUAUUGCAGCCGCAUACCUCAUUAGGCUGCACUGUUGGAGUCCAGAGGAGGCCUGUAAGAUGCUGGCCUCAGUCCGGCCUCAUGUGCUGAUCCGUUCGGCCCAGUUUGACAUUCUCCAAGAGUACUACAAGCAAGUGUGUGCUUCACAGUCCAUCUAGAAGAAUCACAGUGUACAAAUGCUGACAAUAAUGCUAACUCUGAUAUACUGUAGAGCCUUUAUAAGUUGUUUUUCCUUGUUGGAGUGCAUAUUUUUCUAUAUAUUCUUUCAAGAAUUUAUGUACUGUACAUAAAAGCGGACUUAAAGCUAUUAUAACGUCCAUCUGCAUCAACAAUUACAUUGUGAAUAAAACAAUAUUGUUGUCAUUUCUAUUACCUCAGAUGUUUUAGAAAGUGAAUUUACAAAUAUUAUUUAUUUUUGAUUGAGUUAGUGAUGUAAUGUUUUUAACGUUUUCUUUUUUUUUUUUUAAUUUGGAGCUUUUAACCGGCUUCUUUGUAUUAGAAGCUGUUAAAAAACUGCAUCUGGAAAAUGGUCUUUUGUUUUUUUGUGCAUGUUAUCUAUAAGGUCAUGAUAUUUUAUAAUUGUCAAACAGUAGGUUUGAAAGAAAUCCUGUCUUGGCAACUUAUUUUUAUGAUUAUAUACUAUAAUGAAACAGAGUCCAUUUGCAAUACAUUUUAAUAAAUAUGAUGACAAACAACAGCA